Molecule: messenger RNA, 2622 nt
Organism: Xenopus tropicalis (tropical clawed frog)
Lineage: Eukaryota; Metazoa; Chordata; Amphibia; Anura; Pipidae
Gene: efcab14
Product: EF-hand calcium binding domain 14
Exons: 10
Coding region: 207-1601 (464 amino acids)
Molecular function (GO): calcium ion binding
Source: RefSeq, a predicted model, not a curated record
GGCGUGGCGGGCGGAAGGGGACAGAGAGCUUCCGGUGUGACGUGCAUGUAGUCCCUGGGCCAUACAGGAACAGUGUUUGUGCAGCUGACAAGCAGGCAAAGUCCUGACACAAGCUGCGGGACACGCCUAACUAACCUUUCUAGGAAGUCUUCCAGGUCUCGAUGUGAGUGGCCACCCCAGCCAGCACGGGCAGCGGCCUGGCUUCAAUGGGCUCUGGAGCUCUGUCCGCUGGCCCCCCGGCCCCCCCUACACCGCACAAGAAGAUGAAAAAGCGAAAGGAACUCAACGCGCUUAUUGGUCUCGCUGGAGACGGCGGGAGGAAGAAGGCCAAAAAGGGCAGCGGCCACCGACUGCUACGGACAGAGCCGCCGGCCUCGGACUCGGACACGGAUACAGAGGAAGAAGAUGAAUUCGGCUCAUUGGAAGAUAGACAUGGGCGCUUCGGCAGGGGAAGCUUUCUACAGUGUUGUAAGAUAUGCUACCCUCUGUGUGGUUUUGUUGUGUUAGCUGCAUGCGUUGUGACUUGCAUUGGCUUGGUUUGGAUGCAGGUUGUUCUUAAGGAGAACAUGGAUGCUCUUAAGGAAAAAUUCAGAGCAAUGGAAUCCAAUCAGAAGAGCUCUCUAGAAGAGCUUCCAAAGAUAAAUGAAGAUUUGCUUUCAAAGCAAAAAUAUCUGGAGGAUAUCAUGACUGGGGAGAAGGGACUAAAUAAGCUCUGGACUAAUAUUACUGAGAUGAAUAAGCAGAUUGCUGUGCUGACCUCUGCUGUAAACCAUCUGAAAGCCACAAUAAAAUCCGCUUCUGAGCUUAUUAAUCUUCCUAACACAAUGGCAGAACUGCAGAAGAGUGUUGCCACCUUGGGUAACACAUUAACCAGUGUUCACAAUGAUGUAGAAACGAUGCAGGCAGUCACUGAAGAGCAAAAGAAGAAAGUAGAAACAUUGCAAAAAGAUAUGCAGGAUGUCCUAUUCCUCCAGAACUCUGUUGAUGAUAUGAAUACCACUUUGCAACAGUAUCAAAGACAGAAUGAUUUUAAAUUGUACAGUGUUGACAGCGUACUCUCAAAUUUAACCCAAAGAGUUGCCCUCUUUGAACAUGAACUGCAUUUUGCAAGCAAGAGAGAGAACGUGUCUCUCAAUUCGGUAGACAGUACAACAUCCCCAUCAACCGUAGCAGAUCCUGCAAACAAAACAACUCAGACAGAAUUUUCCCAGAAGGUCCCUGGCAGUGGGCAGCCAUCAACACUUCAGCAGAAGCUGCAGCUUAUUCACGCCCUGACAAACCAGCCAGAAAUUGGCAAGCAAGGGGUGAAAGACCCAUCAGGUGGUGAGGCUUUGCCAUCACAAACUACCCUUACAAGAAUGGCACCAAGAUCUGUCGGUUGGUCUGGGCAAAAAUUACCAGGAAUUUCCACAGAAAAAGAUCUUGAAGACCUUUUUAACAGGUCAGUGAAGGAUGUCAAAGGGCAGCUGUCAUACAAAGAAUUAGAAACCCUACUUGGUCCCGGUGUGCCCUCAUCUGGAUAUCUCAAGCAGUUUGAUGCAGAUGGGGAUGAUCUAUAUUCCAUUGCAGAACUGAAAGCACUUUUAAGUGCACAGCAGUGACAGCUCAACAGCAAAAAAUAUACAGGCAGAAUAAAUGGAUUCCUUUCCAUAUUCUUCCAAGAUGUCUCUUAUAAAGAUUUUCGGAGCUUGAAGUGACAUUGCUUGUUUCAUGUUUCUUUUAAGACAAUUUUAUAACCAGUUGUAAUGGAUGCAAGACAUUCUGGAGGCAGACAUCCUUGUGCUUUUAGAUUAUACGUAUACAGUUCCUACUCCCAGUGCCCUCCCCAUUUUAAAUUUAGAUUCCUAAUUUUAUAGUUACAAAUACUUGCCUUAAAUUAGGAAACCGCACUUUACAGAGCAUGGAAGUGUUCCUUGAUGGGAGGACCUCUGACAUGAAGAAUUCUAUGCACACACAGAGCUUAGAGCUGCAAGGAGCAAACACCACAUUUGUAGGUUCCAGUGUGUGUGCCUUGGAAGAAAUGACACUGAUGUGUGAAUGUGCAUACAGCUUUACUGUACCGUCUAUGCCUUUCUGGGCAUCAAGCAUGUUUUCUUAUUGGCAAUCACGUGGGCAUACCCAAUGGCGUAUGAAUGUACAGCACUGAAAACAUUACUUCAUAAUCUGUACAGUGUGCUCAGGAUACAGGGAGUCUAAACGCAAUUUGACCCUCAUGCUGGACAAAUAACUGCAAUGAAUACUGCUUUAUUUAAUUUUCCUUGUGAAUUAAUGGCUUGUUUUUCAUACAGAAUAACGGCAUCUUUUACACUCUUAGAAUGCAGGUAGCUAUGAGUGUGUGGCUAACCAGUUAUUCUUUCCCAUCAAUAACUUACCAGCUGUAACUGUUUAGCAGAUGUAGCUCAGUAACUAAGCUAUAUGCAGUGUGAUCACAGCUGCUGUUUAUAUUAUUUCAUUAUCUUCUGGAGCUGAAAGUAAUAACUAUUCUGCAAUGUAGGUCAUGCUCACGGAAAAAUACUUAGUUUCUUCAGAAUUUUCAAGAUCAUUUUUAAAUGCAAUGUAAAAUAUGAAAUCAUACCAGUCAGAUAUGUAAAUGUCUUUAAUAAAUUAUUUGUAUAGUUGGAA